GCCGUACGGAGAGCAGUGCGCCGCCAGAGCAUCUCUUCUCCGCGAGAGUUCCAGGGGAAGGACCACCCACCAUGUCGGCAGUUACGGAGGUUCAGAACACCACAACCGAGGCCCUGGCCGCCCUGCUAGACGGGGGUGACGGCGCCCUGGUGACGCUGGUGGCGGGCGAGACGAGGGUGGCGGCUCACAGGGCCGUGUUGGCAGCCGCGAGCCCCGUGUUCAAAGCUAUGUUCCGGGACGACAUGCCGGAGGCCAGCUGCGGCCAGGUGAGGGUCGACGACGUGGAGGGCCCGGACCUGAGGCUCCUGGUGGCCUACACGUAUACCCUGCAGGCCCCCCAGCUGCCAGACACGGCCCCCCAGCUGCUGGCGGCGGCCGAGAAAUACGGCUUGUCGGCCCUGAAGGCUGCCUGCGAGCGGCAGCUGAUAUCGCAGUUGGGCGUGGAGACCGCAGUGGCGACGGCCGUCAGGGCAGUGAGGCACUCGUGCCCGGACGCCACGAGGGCUGCCGUCGCCUUCAUAAAGGACCACCUGCAGGUGAUGGCCACGCGGGGCUGGGCGGACGCUGUGCUCGAGUAUCCGCAAGAAGUCAACGAAGUCAUCCGUCUACUCCGUGAGCCACCAGCAGAAGCCAGCUCGCCGACCGCCACAGGGGGCGGGUCCACCCCCAACUCUGACCGUCAACCCCACAGCGGCCACAGCCAGACUCCUGCUGCAGCUGCGCCUCCCACGUCUGCCCGACACACCCCUCCACCUGAGGACGCAGCCGUCUCUCGCUUCCGCUCGCCGACCGCCACAGGGGGCGGGUCCACCCCCAACUCUGACCGUCAACCCCACAGCGGCCACAGCCGGACUCCUGCUGCAGCUGCGCCUCCCACGUCUGCCCGACACACCCCUCCACCUGAGGACGCAGCCGUCUCUCGCUUCCGGAGCCUUCCUGAGGAGAAGCGAGGCGGGAGGCUGAUAAAGGCGGCUAAGAAAGGGGCGGUGAAGGAGGUGCGGCUGUUGCUGGCGGCUGGGGUGGACGUGGGGGCGAGGGGCUGGGGCCGGUGGACCGCCCUGCACUGGGCUGCACGGAGAGGCCGCGCGGCUGUGGUGCGGCUGCUGCUCUCUGCGGCAUCCGACCCCAACGCCAGGGAUCGGUGGGGGCAGACGCCGCUGCACUUCGCGGCAUCGUGUGGCCAUGCAAAAGCGGCGGCUGCGUUGGUGCGGGCCGGAGCCGACAGGGGGGCGACGGAUGAGUGGGGGAGGACCCCCCUGGACAUCGCCACGCGGCAGAACAAUCAGAAGCUCAUAGAGAUGCUGCCAGUGGAGGAAAUGUCAUAA
Schistocerca piceifrons (Central American locust) is the source of this 1325-nucleotide messenger RNA. RefSeq names its product ankyrin repeat domain-containing protein 54-like. Bases 72 to 1325 code for a protein of 417 amino acids. Gene Ontology annotation, molecular function: ubiquitin protein ligase binding. The transcript has 5 exons. Lineage: Eukaryota; Metazoa; Arthropoda; Insecta; Orthoptera; Acrididae. Gene Ontology annotation, cellular component: nucleus; cytoplasm. The record is from RefSeq and is a predicted model, not a curated record. Gene Ontology annotation, biological process: regulation of proteolysis; proteasome-mediated ubiquitin-dependent protein catabolic process.